GAUUGCCUCACACAACGUCCUUCUCCUACUCAUUGUACCUCAGCUUGUUCGGCCUCAUCCUCCACAGGGCGAUUUUAUCUCAUCCUAAGUCCUCGUCCUAUACUCGAUCUGUUCUGCCACGCGAACAUCGGAACGGACCUCUGUUCCGACCUUCUAUCACGCAACUUGGUUUAUUUCUCCAGCGACAUCUUCCGCUGCUCCUGUCUCCUUCUGUUAUCACAACACCAUCCACAGCAAUGUCUUGGCAAGCCUACGUCGAUUCGAGUCUCGUCGGCACCGGCCACGUUGACAAAGCCGCAAUUUUCAAUGCCGAUGGCAACUCCGUAUGGGCCUCGUCGCCGAACUUCAACGUGAGCCCGCAAGAAAUGCAAGAGGUUGUUGGCGCGUACAAGGAUACUUCAGUGCCCAAGAAAGUGCAGUCUACGGGAUUACACAUUGCGGGUCAGAAGUACAUUGUCAUUAAGGCGGAUGAAUCAAGUCUGUACGGGAAGAAGGGUCGAGAAGGCGUCGUCAUCGUCAAGACGAAACAGGCUCUGCUUAUCACACAUUACCCGGAGACAGUACAGCCUGGCACGGCCGCCAACACAGUCGAGAAACUCGCCGCCUACCUUGUCAGCGUGGGGUACUGAGGCCGAAAAUAAAAGGAAACGAGAGAGUGGCGCGGCCGAGGAAUGCUACACACAAAACACCACCAACACCCCCUCUACAUGCCCAAUAGGUAGCUUGGACGCGGCAAAGAUGACGGACACGAAUACAAGGAUGGACCGACCUUGAAUCGGCCGAUGAUGAAUGAGUCUUCAUGGCGGGGCAUGCGCACUUCAAAGAGCAUAACAUGGAGUAUUGAAAUGUUAUUCCUUGGAAUCUUCUUCUGCUUUUCCUACCGUCUUCCGACUAUGUUCUGCCAGCAAUAACUCGUUCCCUCCGUCACGCGUCGUCCCACGCUCAAUGCGGCUGGGGAUCUCAAGGUGUUUGGAGAGGUGGGUUCAACGGAACGAAACCUGGUCAACUACCGGGAACGAACGCACAAGGGAGAUGGGCAACCAAAUUGUCAGCUGUUUCUCGAGAACCAAAAACAAAGUCUCUUUUGCAUAACACAGCUCUACAUGGUUUGUAACGAGCCAAGGACUGUAUAAACGUUCCG
This is a messenger RNA of Cladophialophora immunda, 1141 nucleotides long. RefSeq lists its product as uncharacterized. Gene Ontology annotation, molecular function: actin monomer binding. The transcript is spliced from 4 exons. The coding region runs from base 237 to 629 and encodes 130 amino acids. Lineage: Eukaryota; Fungi; Ascomycota; Eurotiomycetes; Chaetothyriales; Herpotrichiellaceae. The record is from RefSeq and is a predicted model, not a curated record. Gene Ontology annotation, cellular component: cell cortex.